This is a messenger RNA of Eremomyces bilateralis CBS 781.70, 1470 nucleotides long. RefSeq lists its product as uncharacterized. NCBI's taxonomy places the organism in Eukaryota, Fungi, Ascomycota, Dothideomycetes, Eremomycetales, Eremomycetaceae. Gene Ontology annotation, biological process: cytoplasmic stress granule assembly; P-body assembly. Gene Ontology annotation, cellular component: P-body. The coding region runs from base 147 to 1346 and encodes 399 amino acids. The record is from RefSeq and is a predicted model, not a curated record. The transcript has 4 exons. Gene Ontology annotation, molecular function: mRNA binding.
CCGCCACCCCAGGUGCCCAACGACCCUGCUAUCCUCGGAGUAAUCCGCCCGUCCAUCACAACUCCAGGGACAGCAACCUGGGCCGCCAUCGAACCAACAAGCCCCGCCUAACAAUUUCAACUCUCCGCCUCCAUUUCCGAAUCCUUAUGGAUAUCCUCCGUUUCCCGGCAAUCGCUCCCCCUUUGAUGGUUCCACCUCCUGGUUGGUAUCCCCCUCCAGGACAAGGUUUUCCACCGGGACCUUUCCCGAACCAGCCCUCGCAACUACCUCCCGGGGCUCCAGCUCAACAGCAGCAGGCUCAGCAAGAUUUGCAGGGCCAGAAACCAGAUCAAGGACCGUCGUCUAGGCAAGCUACUGCGGGCCCGGCAACGCAGGCACAAACAAAGCCGGCCGAAUUGAAUGCCCCAUCGAAGCCAUCAGAACCAAGGCCUGCUGCAACUAGAAAACCGCAGGGACGAGGUACUCCUACCCAGCCUACUCCUUCACAAGCGCCGCCGAACAAAGCACCUGCGCCGCCUAUUGAGUCAAAGCCUGAUGUUACAUCUGCACUGGCUCCCUCUCAGGCACCUACGGCUCAAGCUCCUGCUCAACCAUCCGCCCCGACAAAGACAAUCCCCACGGGGCCGAAAGGUAACCGCAUAGUUCCCGCGGUCCCAAUACCUAGUGCGGUCGCCAAACCUCCGGCUGCUGUCACACAGUCUACGAAACCCGCCACCCAACCUAGCCAAGCAGUUGCUACAGCGACGCAACAAUACCAGAACGCAACCGCUGCAGCUACAGCGGCCGUUGCCGCCGCCAUGGCCAAGCUUCCCGCUGCGCCGGGUCAAAAAAUCCUUGCUCAAGCCGCUGGCGAUCCAAGAUCACAAGUCACAGGUUCUACUGGACCAUCAACAUUCCCGGCCCGUGGACGCGGUGCUCGACGCGGCAGUGGUCCGAGCGGCCAUCAUGUACCAGGUCCAAAGAUUGAGACCACUCCCGACUUUGAUUUUGAAAGCGCAAACAAGAAAUUCAGCAAGCUCGACUUGGCCAAAGAGGCCAUUGCUACAGGGUCACCCCUUGGUGAGAGUCCUAUUAAUGCGAACUCUACCAUUGAGAACGGCGAGUCGAAGUCGACGAACGGAACAGAGGGCGAAACGAAGUCUGAUGACGUUACGAUUCCUCCCCCGGCGCCUGCUUAUGACAAGGGCUCAAGCUUCUUCGACAACUUGAGUUCGGACCGGCGAGACCGCGAGGAGAGGAAAGACGUCCGAGAUAUGCGGACUGAAGAACGCCGACGGAAUAUGGAGACGUUUGGACAGGGCAGCGUUGAUUCGCGCGGAGGGUUCCGAGGGUCGCGGCGGUGCUGAUGCUGGCACUACCUCAUAAUCUGCAUUUUCGCAACGAUGGCAGGAAAGCCGACGGCGUUUUACGGGGAUGGGUUGAACGAGGUGAUAAUGCAGCCUCAUGGCUGGAGACAUGACCAAUGGCUGC